Molecule: messenger RNA, 1275 nt
Organism: Ilex paraguariensis (yerba mate)
Lineage: Eukaryota; Viridiplantae; Streptophyta; Magnoliopsida; Aquifoliales; Aquifoliaceae
Source: the annotation of a GenBank genome assembly
AUGCGCAUGAAAGGGGGUUCUGGGUGUUUGGGCUCUGGCAGUUCUGAUCAUUGCCUUAUAUUGUCAACGCCUAUUCUUGUCUUUAUGCAGGUUGAAGUUGUCAUUAGUUUACUUCCUCCUAGUUGCCACAAAAUCAUAGCAAAUGCAUGCAUUGAGCUUAAGAAACAUCUUAUCACUGCUAGUUAUGUGGAUGAUUCCAUGUCAGAGCUAGAUGAAGAGGCAAAAAGUGCUGGUAUUACAAUUCUUGGUGAGAUGGGCUUGGACCCUGGAAUAGAUCAUAUGAUGGCAAUGAAGAUAAUCAACCAAGCACAUGCCCAAAAGGGGAGGAUCAAAUCUUUUGUUUCGUAUUGCGGGGGUCUCCCAUCCCCAGCAGAUGCAAAUAACCCAUUAGCUUACAAAUUCAGUUGGAAUCCAGCAGGAGCUAUACGGGCUGGGAGAAAUCCGGCAACUUACAGAUAUCAUGGAGAAACCAUACAUGUUAACGGGGACUGUCUAUAUAACUCAGCCUCAAGACUUCGGAUACCUGAUCUUCUUGCUUUUGCAUUGGAGUGUCUUCCAAAUCGCAACUCGUUAGUUUAUGGGAACCUGUAUGGAAUAGGUCACGAAGCAACAACCAUUUUUCGUGGGACCCUCCGUUAUGAAGGUUUUGGUGAGAUAAUGGGGACGUUGGCAAGAAUAGGGUUCUUCAAUACUGAACCUCUUCCGAUUCUUAAAAAUAAGAAAAGGCCCACAUAUCAAACAUUCCUACUUGAACUUCUGCAAAUUGAAAGCAAGAACGUGUGUGAAUCCAUGAUGGGAGAAGUGAACAUCACAGAAAGGAUUGUUGCACUCGGACUUUGCAAAGAGAGAGGAACUGCAAUGAAGACGGCCAAAACGAUCAGAUUUUUGGGAUUUCAUGAGCGGAGAGAAAUACCUGUAUCCUGCCAAACUGCAUUUGAUGUUACCUGCCUCCUCAUGGAAGAAAGGUUAGCAUACUCGGGAACAGAGCAGGAUAUGGUGCUUUUACACCAUGAAGUGGAAGUAGAUUUCCUUGAUGGCCGAGCUAUGGAAAACCAUCGUGCUACUUUACUUGAAUUUGGGAGGACUGAGAAUGGGAAAAAAACCACUGCCAUGGCUCUUACUGUUGGGAUUCCAGCAGCCAUUGGAGCUCUGCUCUUACUUGCAAACAAGAUCAAAACACGUGGUGUCUUAAGGCCUAUUGAUCCAGAAGUUUAUUUGCCAGCACUGGAUAUAUUGAAGGCUUAUGGUUUCAAGAUGCUGGAGAAAAUUGAGUAA